GAAACCAGACGUUAAUCGAAACGUUUGCGAACCUUUACGAGAGGCGCACAGCCUGAAUUUCGAGUCGUUCCAAGUGAACCAUCGAUCAUUUCUCAUAUCUCAAACAGAGAUGUCUGCGCCUGAAUCUCACAGAUAUCGUAUAGGCUAUGCUCUUGAACCCAAGAAAGUCCAGAGCUUCAUCCUCAAGCCCCUUCUUGAUUGCGCGAACGAACGUCGGAUCGAUCUCAUACACAUCGACCUGGCCAGAUCCUUGAUUGAACAGGGCCCUUUUGAUUGUAUCAUUCACAAAUUAUACGGACAAGAUUGGAAGAAACAGUUGGAUGAAUUUUCGGCAGCAUACCCAAAAACGGUCAUAAUAGAUAGCCCCGAGUUAAUUGAGCGGCUUCACAAUCGAGUAUCGAUGCUCGAGGUGGUGAACCAGAUCAAUAUUCCCCUGGAAAACGACACUAUCGGGAUUCCCAAACAGCGGGUCAUCCAGGAAUCGAAAGCACUCGACGACGCCAACGCAAUCGAGGAACUAGGUUUAAAUUUCCCCCUCAUAGCAAAACCCUUGGAAGCUAAUGGAGGCCCUAAUUCCCACAAUUUGUCUCUGGUUUUCGAUCAUAGCGGGCUCAAGACGUUGAGUAUUCCUGUGGUUCUCCAAGAAUUUGUGAAUCAUGGAGGAGUUAUAUUCAAAAUUUAUGUGGCUGGGCAACACAUAAGUUGCGUCAAACGGAAGUCCUUACCUGAUAUACCACAGGAGAAGUGGGAAACUAUGAGUGGUGCGCUGCCAUUUUCGCGGAUAUCAAAUUUGGCCGUCCAAGAUAACAGCCAUACCGAGAACGAUGAUAGUGCCCAAAACAACGUUGAGAAAGCCGAAAUGCCGCCAGAGAGUUUGAUAGUAGGAUUAGCCAGAGCAAUGAAGGAGGCGAUGGGCCUUAAUCUAUUCAACGUUGAUGCAAUUAGAGAUGCUAGAGAUCGGACAAGGUACCUGGUUAUUGAUGUCAAUUACUUUCCUGGAUAUGCAAAAUUGCCAACUUACGAGUCCUUCUUCACCAAGUUUUUGUGGGACAUUGUACAUCAUAAACGUGCUUAGACAGGCGCUGAUCUUCCAGCUUAUACGACGUCUCAGCCUCAUGACUAUAGACAUGACUGCUUAGACAAGUCAGAGGGUGGAGCUAGAAGGACGCAAGUGGAUGGAAACAAAGCAAGCUAACAAAUAAUGUAGUUGACUUUGAUUUUUAGCAAAAUAAAUUUUCUGUGCUACGCUGCAAAGGGUUAAUUAAAAAAGGAUUUAAAAAUAAAAACGUUUAAUUUCAAAGGGUCAAAAGCUGCCCAAGAAGCUGAGAUAUGCAACAUUGCACAACAGACCAUCAAAGAUUGAUUAUAGGCAGACUUCGUACCAUUGCAGUCGUGUGUUUUGCUGUUAUGUGUUCUCACGUGACCUUGUUGAUUUCCUGUGUUUACAUCUCCUCCUUUGAUCGACAGUACUUGUCUUAAUUCCAUUAGCAUUGCAAUAGUAA
Prosopis cineraria is the source of this 1502-nucleotide messenger RNA. RefSeq names its product inositol-tetrakisphosphate 1-kinase 2-like. NCBI's taxonomy places the organism in Eukaryota, Viridiplantae, Streptophyta, Magnoliopsida, Fabales, Fabaceae. Gene Ontology annotation, cellular component: cytoplasm. Gene Ontology annotation, molecular function: inositol-1,3,4-trisphosphate 6-kinase activity; magnesium ion binding; inositol-1,3,4-trisphosphate 5-kinase activity. The record is from RefSeq and is a predicted model, not a curated record. Gene Ontology annotation, biological process: inositol trisphosphate metabolic process.